ACCAUGGUGAUUACAUAAAAGCAGAGAGAUUUUCCCACCGUGAGUUAGUCUACUGCAGAGCGCGAGAUGCAAAACACUUAAGAAGGGUUCUCGGAGUGGUGCUGAAGAGAUUUAUCUCGUGUGAGGAUAGGAAGUAAAAUACAGGGAUUCAGUGUGUUAAGUCCUCUUUGGCUUUUAAUAGUCUUCCUCCCAAGUCUAUUAAGGACGCAACAAAGUAUAAAAUAAUAAAAAUGUGGCAUUUAACGGUGGUGCUUUUAACUACAGUUACAAACCUCUGCUUUGCUUCGCAUUGGGGAUACCCAACACCACGACCCAAUGGGGAGGUCAUUGGCCCGGAAAAUUGGGGCGGUGCAUGUGAUACAGGACAAAAGCAGAGUCCAGUUGAUCUCUCAUUCAAAGCAUCUGUACGUGGGGAAUUUCCUGAAUUACUCUUUGAAGACUACGAUGAACCUAUUGUGGAUGCAAAAGUCCUCAACACGGGACAUUCAAUUCAAAUUAAUGUUGGAUCCCGGCCAAAUGUAGUUCUUUCCGGUGGAGGCCUGCCAAGUGAACAAUACGUCAUGGAACAAAUGCACUUUCACUGGGGAUCUGAGCAUACAAUCAACGGGCGACGGUAUGCUCUGGAGUUGCAUAUGGUGCACUUCGAUAGCAAAUACCCAAACGUACAGACAGCAGUGGCCAAUAAGGAUGGUGUUGCGGUGCUGGGGGUUCUCUUUUAUGUGUCAUCGCAGGCAAAUCCUGACCUAGAAAAUAUUCUCAAUAGCUCAAGAACAGCAAAGGACGGUGUGGGCAUGUCUGACCCUUUACUCCAACCCCUCGCCCCAGAAACUUUGCUUCCUCAAAUACGAGACUCAUACUUUCGCUACGAAGGAUCUCUAACGACACCCAGUUGUGGAGAGGCUGUUAUAUGGACUGUCUUCACACAAUCUCUGCCCAUUUCCUUUGACCAAUUGGAACGUUUUAAGACCAUCAAAACCAACAAUGGAACCCUUCUCACCCACAACUUCCGCACUGUUCAGCCAUUAAAUGCCCGACCGUUAGUCUAUGUAGCUCCAAUUGACUACGAAUUGGAAAAUUCAUCUUCAAACACCAUGAAAUUUUCCUCAGCGCUUGCCAUCUGUAUCUUCGUAGCGUAUCUAUUUGCGUAGAGAGAAUUUUCAAAUCAUUCUUUCAUGUGUUUCCCCCGAAGCUACAUUACAUACAUAUACAAAAAAAAGCUUCCUUGCAAUAGUUGUAGGAAAUUAUGUGCCAAAAGAAAAAAGUUCAAUGUAGAAAAGUGAUGAAAAUUUGUCUGUUGUAAAUUAUACUAGUCAAAUAAAAUAUAUGUAAUUGUUA
Lutzomyia longipalpis is the source of this 1335-nucleotide messenger RNA. Its product is annotated as carbonic anhydrase 1-like. The record is from RefSeq and is a predicted model, not a curated record. The transcript is spliced from 6 exons. Gene Ontology annotation, molecular function: carbonate dehydratase activity; zinc ion binding. Gene Ontology annotation, cellular component: cytoplasm. Bases 231 to 1148 code for a protein of 305 amino acids. Lineage: Eukaryota; Metazoa; Arthropoda; Insecta; Diptera; Psychodidae.